Messenger RNA from Cyprinodon variegatus (sheepshead minnow), 2073 nucleotides. RefSeq names its product PHD finger protein 6 (gene phf6). Gene Ontology annotation, cellular component: nucleus. The coding region runs from base 176 to 1261 and encodes 361 amino acids. Lineage: Eukaryota; Metazoa; Chordata; Actinopteri; Cyprinodontiformes; Cyprinodontidae. The record is from RefSeq and is a predicted model, not a curated record. The transcript has 11 exons.
AGUGGUGCUGCGCUUCGCUGCUGCUAGCUUAAUGCUAGCGAGAAAAGCACACAAUCACUUCUGAAGGACGGAAAGCACCGCCGCCGUUGUCCGGAACAUUCCCCCACCUUUUAUACCCGCUCAGCGCCAUAAGAUAAACCCAGCAGAGUGUGGCACCCAUCAGAACACUUUGGCCAUGUCAGGACGGAGGAGAGGAGCUCCAGCACGGCUGCUCAAGUGUGCCUUCUGCAGAAGCAACAAGGAUUGCGGCCAGCUGCUGCUGUCUGACAGCCAGAAGGUGGCAGCCCACCAUAAGUGCAUGCUUUUCUCAUCGGCUCUGGUUACGUCGCAUUCAGACAGUGAAAACAUCGGAGGAUUUUCCCUUGAUGAUGUCAAAAAGGAGAUCAAGAGGGGAAGCAAACUGAUGUGCACGGAUUGUCACCGACCGGGUGCAACCAUCGGCUGUGAGGUCAAGACGUGCCGGAGGACGUAUCACUAUUAUUGUGCAGUGAAAGACAAAGCCCAGAUCAAAGAGAACCCGUCGCAGGGGAUUUAUCUUAUUUACUGUCGCAAACAUCGGGAUGCGUCACAGGAUGAUAUUCAAGAUGAAGAGGAAGGCGUGGCCAACGACUCAGACUCAUCGCCUCCACAAAGCCGGGGCCGGGGGAGAUUUGAGAAAAGCAGAGCUAAGGUGGCCUCUCGAGGCCAGUCGGAAGAAACCCGCUCCACUUCGUCCUCGCAGGCCGCAGACGAGGAGAGCUCCUCCCAUCGGGACAGGUCCCCACUUCGUGCAAGUCCUGGCGAUGGUGGCCAGCGAUGUGGCUUCUGCCACGCAGGCGAGGAGGAAAACGAAACAAGAGGCGUCCUGCACACAGAUAACUCCAAGAAGGUGGCUGCGCACUACAAGUGCAUGCUUUUCUCCUCGGGGACGGUGCAGCUUACCACCACAUCGCGGGCUGAAUUUGGAAACUUUGAUGUAAAAACAGUCAUCCAGGAAAUCAAAAGAGGCAAAAGAAUGAAAUGCACACUUUGCAGUCAGCUGGGUGCUACUAUUGGGUGUGAAAUUAAAGCCUGUGUGAAGACCUACCAUUAUCAUUGCGGGCUGCAGGACAAGGCCAAGUACAUAGAAAACAUGGCCCGCGGUAUUUACAAACUCUAUUGUAAGAACCACAGCGGGAACGAAGAGAGGGAUGAGGAGGACGAGGAGAGAGAGAACCGCAGCAGAGAGAGGGCAGCGACUGACCAUGGAGGAACAGCAUCAACGCAACUUAACGGCAACUAGGUCGUUGGUGUGGAGAGAAGAGGAACUGAGAGAAAAGGAGGACAUGUUUUUAUACUAAAUCUUAGUCUACUCACACAGUCAUGGUCCAGGAGUUCCCCUCGGUCUCCCUCGUGAUUUUUUUUUUAUUUUUUUAAGUCCUUUUUUCACCCGUCAGUAAGUGGACAUGAUGCUCCGGUGUGCACCAGAUGUCGUCGUUAUGGGAACCUGUUUGGAUUUGGCUGGGUGGUCUCCACAGAUUAGCGUUACCAUGUUGAAUGCUGGACCUUUGCAGCGUGCUUCAAAGCUGCAGCUAAUCUCUCUCUCCAGAUUCAUAGAGGCGAGCAGAUUAAUGUCGUUACUACGAACAGAUGGACUGAUCAUCACUUAAUGCCCAUUUCCCCCCCUUGAACCAUCAUGGAACGGUGAAUCUUUUCCUGCCCUCCAUCAGCCUCUGUGGGACUGACUUUCACCAGGGCUCCAUUUGUUACUGGUCUCUCUGAAGCUGUGCAGUUUGACCUCGUUUCUGAUACCACGUCUUAAGAAUACUCUCCAUGUUAGCCUUUCUUUCUUGAUAAUGUAAUAUUUUGCUACCGUAUACGGAUCAUUAGUACUUUGGAAUAUCCAGAUUUCAGACAGUGAAGAGUUUUGCCAGCAUGCACUUGUGUUUCCCCCACUGUUUUAAAGGUGGUGUUUUUGUUUUGAUCAGAAGGCUAAAGGGCAGCGUAGAGCCCUUUAAGUGACGGGGGGGGGUCGACUUUGUUUGGUGUACUGUUUACUUAUAUCUCAAAUGUACUCAUGGAUGAUUGGAAUAGAAAAUAUUUUGUUUUACACAU